AUGUCCCCUCUGUCCAGAACAACAAAGCGUUCAGCACUGUCCUUCAUAGCAUGUGGCCUAGCACCGCAGAAAGACAUCAACAUCUUCACCCGCUCCAAGAACGUUGGCCGAUCUGGUUUGCCUUCAGGCUUUCAUGGCUUCCGACUAGAUCCAAACCUAGACGAUCCAGAAGGAAGCACGGCCACGCUCCGGAUCCACAACGAGGACAUUUGGUUCGGCAACAAGCUUCGCAUCCAACGGAUACUUACUGUGUGCGCCGUGUCGGCCAUUGGCAUUUUCGGCCUUAUCAUCAGGGAUGUGAUUGGAGACAUCAUUAGCACCAACGAGCUGUCCGUGGAUGGGAAAUGUUUCCAUGAUAGCUUUUCAUCUUUGAAGGCUUUGAUAAAUUUGAUUAAGGCGCGAGAUUUGAAUUUUAUAAUAGCACUGACGUCAUCCUGCAAUAGAACUCUAACGUCCGCAACAAACAUCAGCGUUGGAAACUGGUCAGCUCCUGAGUCUUCCAUAUUGGAGGCCGCCUGCUUUGACCACUUCCACCACGAGCCUCAUUUAUCUCGGUGUCUGCGACUGGCGGUGAAGGCUUCCCGAGUGUUCACGAACGUCACGCUGGUCGAGCUGACGGAGAUAGGCGAAUUUAACGUGGAUUUUGAGCUUCUGGCUUCAAGUGUCACCGAAUGCUACGCAUUUUUCUCUUUUCUACGGUGGACCGUGCCGGCCACAUUUGUUAUUUUGGUGCACAUCAUCGGUCAGGUAUCAGCAGAGUUCGUGUUGUGCGCCUCGCUGAGCAGUGGCGUCACCUUGCCGGCUCCAAGAAGGUGCAGCACACCUUUCCUGUUUCUGCAGCCAGAAAUAUCUCAGCGACACAACGAAACCAUUGCAGAUCUACUCUUCCUCCUGUCAAAGUUAAAAGAUCAUGUUCAGAGAGGCGUCAACGCCCCUGGAAAAUUAAACCUAUCUUCACUUACAGAUCUCUACACACAGGCUCAUCUGCAGUGUCCGGCAGACGGUCCAAGCUCUGUUUACGACAGCAGACAGAACAUACUGGAGUUGUUUCUGGACUUUAUAGAGCAACUGAAGACCCACACACUUGAUGUCCAGUCCGCACAGCUUGGUGAUAGGACCAGGCGCGUCGUUCUGGGUGUUUUCAUCAUCAUGAUCUGUCUGUUAAGCAGCAUUGUGGUCAUCUCUCGAGUCAAGGAAAUGGGUUGCUGGAUUUUUAUUCAGACUCACUCGCUGGAAAAGAAAACAGAAGAGCUGGAAAAAGAGAGAAAACUGACAGUCAACUUGUUGUACCAGAUGUUGCCUCCUAUAGUGGCAGACAAACUGCGCAAUGGGCUAACCGUGGACGCUGAAAGUUUCGAAUCGGUCAGCAUAUACUUCUCCGACAUCGUCGGAUUCACCACCAUCUCUUCAAAGUGUACGCCAAUGCAGGUUGUAGAUUUGUUAAACUCUCUGUACACCACAUUUGACACGAGGAUUGAGACUUACGAUGUCUACAAAGUGGAAACCAUCGGCGACGCCUACAUGGUGGCCAGUGGCGUUCCUAUAAGAAACGGUGAAAAGCAUGCCGAGGAGAUAGCGACCAUGUCCAUCGAUCUUCUGGCGGCUAUCAAACAGAUUCACGCCCCCAAUGUCGAAGAUGGAAAGCUCAAAAUUAGGAUCGGAAUUCACACAGGUCCGUGUGUGGCUGGUGUGGUUGGCCACAAGAUGCCCAGGUACUGUCUGUUUGGGGACACGGUCAACACAGCGUCACGAAUGGAGUCGAGCAGUGAACCUAUGAGAAUACACUGCAGCAAGGCGAUGAGAGACCAGCUUCUCGUCCACGACAAAUACAAGUUGGAAUCAAGGGGAAUCAUCGAUGUUAAGGGCAAAGGUCAGAUGGAAACCUAUUGGGUGACAGGUCGAACUGACAUGGGUGAGUGUAAUGACAGCAUGACCUGCCUGUGGAUACCAAAGAGAAAGAAAAAGCCGGCGGUGCCUCUCACCACUGUGCAGGAAGUCGGUGACGCCUCGGCUCAACAGCCUGUCGCUAACAACGAAGCCAAAGAUGCGGUACUACCACCAGACGUAAAGGAGCCUUCCAGCAAAGAAGUCGUCAAGAAAGAAAGCUCAGAUUCUGGGUUUUCCGAAGUUAUUGAUAGCUUUGAAGAAACUGAAGGAAGUCAACAAACCAGAAACUCCAAGAAAAAUAAUGUAGCUUCUACUAGUUUAACUUUUUCCAACUCCAGUACUAGUUCAGUCGUAUCAAAGAAUACUACCAUAUUAAAAGAUGAACGUGUGUCGGUCAUCUCUGAAACAACAAAUUCAAUGACUGGUAAGAAAUUGGGAAUGCUAGUUACAAGAAAAAAAGUCUCUUUUAAAAAUGAAACACAUCCAAGCACAAAACAUCUUCGACAUCAUUCGCUGCAUCCACAUCCCAUAGGAUCGACAUCAGGUGCCAACCAGAAGAUACUUUCUAGGUCAAACUCUAAAAACUUAAUCUCCCCUGAUCCUGCUAACCAUGGUCAUUUAAACGUGACCCACGCGUCCCAGGCACAAACGCCAAAUUCUACCACCAGCGCUUCCAAGCCCAAAAGAAGUAGCAAACGUCUGCAGCCUUCGACUGUAAUGAAGAUCAAACUUAUCGGGAAAUUCUCCAGGAUGCGCAGAAAGCACUCCAACUCCCGCUACAACGAGCCCAGGAACAAUAAAAGCAGCAGCAAUCAUCACCACCACUUACAGCAGACGAAAAGGCAGCAGUUCAAGGACCUUCAUGUCCGUAAUCGAAGCUUUACAUUUGAUGCUUCCCGGGUCAGCUUCAACGUCCCCAUGUCGAAGCACGUUAUCAAUGAAGAAAGCGAAGAUGAUAUGAUCAAAGACGAAGGUAGUUCCAACGUUAAAACAGACUCUUUGACUCUUGGCCAAUUAGAAGAUCAUCAAAAAUCAGAAAUACCUAAAACUGAUGCUUGCAAUGAAGACAAACGGGAGAACACUAAUGCAGUAUCUAUUGGAGAACUGGAAGAGUUACACUCCUUGCAUACAAACGCAAUAAAAUUGCCUCCAUCAGAAAACGUUCAGGCUUCAGAUAGAGAUAACAGUUUAGAGUUGUCAGCCGUGUUAGAUGCACCGAAAAGCGCUGAUACUGACUCGCAGUCAGAUACGUUUAUGGCGUCAGUUAUUCCAGAAACUCCUGACACUGAGAUGGAAGAAAAUGAGCGAACGGCAUCAUUCAAAGAGGAGAAGCUAGAGAUAGAAGCUUUACGGGGGCGGCUACCUGCACCGACAUGUGCGUUCAACAAGACAAGGGAAACAGAGACGACAUCUGCCAAUACAACGCAUCAUAAUCUCCCAACUAAAGCAGACACUGAAACUAUAAUAUUAUCUUGCGUCAAUAAUUCUAUAGAUCACUUAGAUGUAGCCUACACUGACCGUGAAAGAAGUGGGGAGUCUAGUUUAAAGAACUUAAAAGAGGUUGACCAAUCUGAUAAGAUUCACGGAACACGUAGCCCCCUCUCUGUCCACAGUCUUACCAAACACCUGGAUGAGAGGAGCUUGCAACGAAGAAUGGAGUCCUACCAGGUACUGAAUCAGCACAUUACCAGACUCUAUCACACCGUAGGAAAGUCACAGCACCCUGAGCAACCUUAACAUCUCAAGGGUCAAGCCAUCACCUGACAGCACAGAAAUACUAUCUUGGGUCAUUGCUAAAAAUAAUCCCAUAAACACGUUUACACUGUAGUAAUUAAAUGACCUAGUCUAUCUAAGUUAAAACACACAAUAUCAACUAUGUUAAGUUUAAAUUAGCAAUGGUUAAGGCCAAAAAUCAUUUUAUUCAUUUGAUUUUUAUAUUUCCAUUUCUUACAUGAUAAAUUCAACGUUAACCAUAAUACAUCUGUAUUUAAACACACUAGCACUUUUUUCCAGGGCAUAGAACUUCUGAGGUAGGAAGACUUGGGUAUAAGCACUGUGAUGGAAGGACUGCGGGAGGAAGCAUUGGGAGGUCCAGAUGGUGAGAAUCACAUGGAGAUCGGCAGCAUGGGGGAGGGGGGGGAUGCCACAACCUCGAAUAAAUUUCUGGCUUUCAAAUGAUAAACUACCUAGAGUGACUGCUGGUGGGUCAUCCAGCCUUCUGACACAGGAAACUAUAGAUGCACCAGAUACUUUCCAUACAAGGCAAGAUUUAGGCAAUGAAGAAUAUAAACUGGUAGAGUUGGAUCCACAAUCAGAGAGUCUAACACUUCAUCAGAAUUACCGUAAAACUACACAAGGCAAGAUUUGGGCAAUGAAAAAUAUAAACUGUUAGAGUUGGAUCCACAAUCAGAGAGUCUAACACUUCAUCAGAAUUACCGUAAAACUACACAAGGCAAGAUUUGGGCAAUGAAGAAUAUAAACUGUUAGAGUUGGAUCCACAAUCAGAGAGUCUAACACUUCAUCAGAAUUACAGUAAAACUACACAAGGCAAGAUUUGGGCAAUGAAAAAUAUAAACUGUUAGAGUUGGAUCCACAAUCAGAGAGUCUAACACUUCAUCAGAAUUACCGUAAAACUACACAAGGCAAGAUUUGGGCAAUGAAGAAUAUAAACUGUUAGAGUUGGAUCCACA
Biomphalaria glabrata is the source of this 4577-nucleotide messenger RNA. RefSeq lists its product as uncharacterized. Bases 1 to 3624 code for a protein of 1207 amino acids. Lineage: Eukaryota; Metazoa; Mollusca; Gastropoda; Planorbidae. The record is from RefSeq and is a predicted model, not a curated record. Gene Ontology annotation, molecular function: guanylate cyclase activity; peptide receptor activity. The transcript has 10 exons. Gene Ontology annotation, biological process: intracellular signal transduction; cGMP biosynthetic process; receptor guanylyl cyclase signaling pathway.